AUGGACACAGCGUCGUUGUACCAGCCGUAUCGAGGAUCAAACUCUGUGUCAUCCGCAUAUUGUGUCUGGGAGCUCGCUGUACACGUCAAACAUGUUGAAGUGUUCAGUUUCGUCCACCCAGUUUCGUUCGAUGGGAGGAAUGUGUCGGACAUCCUGGAGCUUGCGGGAGGGUUGAACGUCUCUGCGGUGAAGCCCGGUGCUUGGGUGUAG
Messenger RNA from Pyrenophora tritici-repentis Pt-1C-BFP, 210 nucleotides. Lineage: Eukaryota; Fungi; Ascomycota; Dothideomycetes; Pleosporales; Pleosporaceae. The record is from RefSeq and is a predicted model, not a curated record.